UUUUGAAAUUCACUCAAAUUCGAAACCGGAAAUAUGAGAAAGUGUUCAUUUUGUCGUAGCAUAUUUCUGGAUUUGUGAACAAAUACAUGUCUUUUUUUCUGACACGAUAAUUUUGCGAUGUCUAAUCAAAAUAAAGUUGGACCAGCUUUGCCACCGACGAUGGGAAAAAGCAAAAAUUAUGAUUCAGAUGAAGAAGGCGCAAUCGUAGGUCCAGCUUUGCCUCCACUGUAUAAAGAGUCCUCCAGCUCAUGUGAGGACAGUGAUCAAGAGGAGGUCGUGUUCAAGAGAGCCAAAUACUCAUCAUCUGGGAAACGGCCUUCUUCAAACAACAGAGGCAUCAUGAAAGAUGAGAUGGAUAUAAAGCAAACUGACAAACAGGAGGAGGAGGAGGAGGAUGAUGAUGGUUUCUUUGGUCCAGCGCUUCCCCCAGGAUAUCAAAAGCGAGCCAAGUCACCGGAAGAGCCACCUUUACUAGGACCUGCACUCCCUCCAGGAUUCAAAAAACAAGAUCAUGAUGAAGAUGAAGAUGACGAUGGUCCAAAAGAUGAUACCAGAGGGUUUUUAGGACCAGCUCUACCCCCAGAAUAUCAAAAGCAAGACAGAUCUCCUGAACGACCGCCUGCAAUAGGACCUGCUCUACCUCCAGGCUUUAAAAGACAAGUUGAAGAUGAAGAGGGGGAAAAAGAAGAUGCCGAAGGAUUUUCAGGACCAGCUCUACCACCAGGUUAUACUCCAGAUUUGUCAAGCAGUGAAGAAGAAGAAGAAGAUGAUUAUGUCAUUGGACCCAUGCCAUCAACAGGACCGUCUCAGGACUCCGUGGCUUUGGACAUUGAAAGAAGAGCUCAAAGAAUGAAAGACAAACUUACAGGAGUGGAUACUGGCCCCAAAGUUGUCUCCAGAGAGAGCUGGAUGACAGAGUUGCCUCCUGAGUUGCAGCAUGUGGGCUUGGAAGCACGGACCUUUAAGAAAAGAUCAGGUCCUGAAAACAAAGACCGCUCAAUCUGGACUGACACUCCCGCUGACCGUGAGAGAAAAGCAAGGGAGCGACUAGAGGCUAAGGAAAAAGGUGAAACCACCAAGGAUGAUGGACCUCGCCUGUCUCAGAUUGAGCUUGAGAUGGCUGAAAAAGUUUCAAAAUAUAAUGAGACCAAGCGUGGUGAAUCUCUCAUCAGUCAGCACGCUAAGAAGAUGAAGAGAAAAGCUGAGGAGGAUGCUAACAAGCCUGUGGAGAGAAAACCAUUCGACAGAGACACGGACCUCCAAGUCAAUCGUUUUGAUGAGGCUCAGAAAAAAGCUCUGCUCAAGAAGUCACAAGAGCUGAACACCCGCUUUUCACACAGCAAAGAACGCAUGUUCCUGUGAGGGACGUUAAACGCAUUUAUCUGAUGUUGUCAAGGACGUUGUACUGAGUUGGAAUCCAUUCAUCAUCAAAACAUUAUGAGCCGUGUUGAUAAUUAUAUGUAAAAUUUGAACUGACUGUUCCUCCUGAAUUUGCUUUUUAUAUACCAAUAUCUAACUGUAAGAGUUCAUGCAUUAAAAAAAAUCUGUGGUUUUGUGGCUUAUAAAAGUUUUUAGGCCACCUUUUAUUUUUAUUAAAAACUGAUGAGUACUUUA
Molecule: messenger RNA, 1614 nt
Organism: Megalobrama amblycephala (Wuchang bream)
Lineage: Eukaryota; Metazoa; Chordata; Actinopteri; Cypriniformes; Xenocyprididae
Gene: gpalpp1
Product: GPALPP motifs containing 1
Exons: 8
Coding region: 118-1362 (414 amino acids)
Source: RefSeq, a predicted model, not a curated record